Molecule: messenger RNA, 615 nt
Organism: Fusarium redolens
Lineage: Eukaryota; Fungi; Ascomycota; Sordariomycetes; Hypocreales; Nectriaceae
Exons: 2
Source: RefSeq, a predicted model, not a curated record
UUGUCAUCAGCCUUCAUUCUUACUUGCAAGCGAGCCUUUGAGCAGGGUAUCAAGAUUCUUUAUCAGACAAACACUUUCGAGUUUGAAGCUUCGGGUGAAUUUAUGGAGUUUCAAAGAUAUCAGAUUGCCCCUGACCUGAAACAUUUACUCACACACAUCGAUACUCCAGUAUCGAUCGAAUUCAGCGAUCUGGCCUGCUAUGGAAGCGAGCUUGAGAAGACAGGAAGGCCACAACCCAUCAAGUUCACAAUGCUGUGCCAUACUCUGUCUAAGAUGAAGCAGGAGCCCAACUUGCGUCUUCAUGUGCAUCUGAGCAACGGCGAGCCAUGGCCUAAACACACUGUUGAGAGCAAGAGACUUGCAAGCCAGGCUAUCAGGGUCGGCCUUGAAACGCUCGUCGGCAAUGGGCGAGUCACUUGUGUAAUUGAUGGCUGUGGUAUGGAUGGCUUCUCUGAACUUGUGAUGGGAAUAUGGUCGGAAAAACUAGAGGGGGGAUUGAAGCUUAACAUGUGUCCUCACAAGCCUCCGAGCCACUAUGACUCGUCUUCUGACCAAGAACCAGAUGAUGAAUCUUUAACUGAUAGUGAGAGUAAUGAGCAGGUUGAUGAACAAUGA